Molecule: messenger RNA, 996 nt
Organism: Parascedosporium putredinis
Lineage: Eukaryota; Fungi; Ascomycota; Sordariomycetes; Microascales; Microascaceae
Source: the annotation of a GenBank genome assembly
AUGACGCACCACACCCACCGCAUCGUCUGGCAGACCUACAUCGCUCCCGAAGCGCCGGGCGGCCGAGGUACAUUCUUCCACAACCACGCCCACCAGUGUACCCAAAUUACUAGGACUAACCUUCUGCAGCCCGUCGCCGAAAACGGGGACGACGGGGACGACGUGACGUCGGUGCGGAUCGCCCUCGCCGCGUACGAGCACGAUGGCAUGCGCCUGGCCCUCAAGCGCCUCGCCAUGUGUUACGGACUGCUCCGCGAGACCGAGUUUCUGCCGGCCUGGCUCGGCAAUCUCCGGUGCCCCGCUAAUCUCGCCGGGAUCGAGAACGGGAGGCCCCUGGCCAUCGAGCCCCAGGCCAUCCACGAGCUGCCCUACCGCACCGACAGGGUGCCCCUCGCCUGGCGCGGCUGCCGCCACCGGGAGGCGCCUAACCUCUUUUCCGAGUACAUCUCCGUCCUCGCCAUCACCGUACCCGGCGCGGACAUGUGGCACGAGCCCGAGAUCGACAUGCUCCGCAUUCUCGGCGGUUUGGCCUUCUCCACCCUCACCGAGCCCUCUUCUAGGAUCCUGCGCAACCGCAUCGUGGCGGACCGCGUGUCUAGCGUCCUCCUCGACUGGUCCAAGUUUGACCCGCGCGUUCUCCGCGCCGUGUUCCUCGACCUCCGCGCCUACAUUGUCGGCGCCAUGACCGACGACGAACUACUCGACAUCGCUCGAGAUAUGUCUGCCCAUCUUUCCCUCGAAGUGCUCUGCCUCGUCGGGAGCCGCGGCCGCAUCCCCUGGCUGGAUCGCCUGUUCCUCGGCGAUUUAGAUAUCAGCCUCCUCGAAACAUCACCGCAGAUCGUAGACACCCAGGAGGGACGCCACCUUAACCCCAUUGCGCUGUUCAGGGGCGCGCUCCGGCCGGGAGGUAGGCUCAUCCUCAUCGACAGCACGGGUACGGCUAUGACUGUGCCCCCGUUCGAGCUUCCUAUCCCACCAGUGUCUUUUGCCUCCUGA